Messenger RNA from Candida dubliniensis CD36, 2052 nucleotides. RefSeq names its product RNA-directed DNA polymerase. The record is from RefSeq and is a predicted model, not a curated record. NCBI's taxonomy places the organism in Eukaryota, Fungi, Ascomycota, Pichiomycetes, Serinales, Debaryomycetaceae. Bases 1 to 2052 code for a protein of 683 amino acids. The transcript has a single exon.
AUGAGUGAAGUGAUUAUUACAUUAAUACCCAAGAAACUGAAGACACCUAUAAUUGAAAACUUUCGACCUAUCAGUGUACUUAGCUGCGCCGUACGAUUGUUAUCAUCAGUAAUAGAAAAACAACUAAACCCAGUCUUGGCAAAGGUUAUUGAGAAUACUCAAACAGGUUUCCUUAAAGAAAGAUCCAUUAGUAAUAGCAUAUACCUCCUCGAUAUGGUUCUUACAAGAUAUCAAACUUCUAAAACUGCAGAUGCAGAAUCAGCAGGGUUUAUUAAUCUUGACUUCAGAAAAGCUUUUGAUUCAGUCCAUCAUGAUUUUAUAUUGAAAGUUUUACAACAAGUAGGAUUUGGGCCUAAGGCGACGAAUUUCUUGAGAGAAAUAACUACACAACAAAAAGCAAAAGUCAGUAUUAAUAAUAUUGAAGGUCCAUGCUUCCCACUUAAACGUGGGGUUAGACAAGGCAAUCCUAUCUCCCCUCUAAUCUUUAUUUUAAUCUUAGAGACCUUUCUCGCUAGAUUGAGUAAGGAAAUUGAGGGAAUAGGAGUGGUGAAUGAAUUUUCGCCGGUUGCAUACACUGCAUAUGCAGAUGAUGUGAUCAUCUUUUUCAAGAACAAGAACGAUCAAGAAAGAAUUCAACAACUUUUAGAAGAUUUUGGAAGGGAAUCAGGCCUUUAUCUUAACAAUAAUAAAACAGAGGUUUGUUAUUUCAAUGACAUUCCGGAAAUUUACUUUUUAGCUUAUGUUUCAAAGAAGCUACAAUUAGAAAAAUUAACAUAUUUAGCAGUACCGAUGAAAAAAGCAGAUGAAGAGUUUGAUCCUUGGACACUGUUUGUAUUAAACCUCAACCCUCAAAUUCGAAUGACACCGAUACUGGAUCUUCCAUAUCAGUUGAUUAUGAAAUUGAUGAAUAUCUUCAUAUUCUCUAAAUUAUACUAUAGAGAUUUACAUUCACCGAUUCUGACGACAGCAGUGUCGAGUAUUAUAAAAACAGUUCAACAAAGACUUCCUUUAUACUUCAAGCUUCAGAAAUUACAAACCCCUAACCAUUUGGGUGGUUUCGGUUUGAUGAACCCCAAUCAUCAAGUAAAAGGUCGAAGAGGUAAACAGAUAUAUCUUUUAUACACACAAGAAGAUGACUUGAUAAUUAAAUUUAUGAGAACUAAAAUUCAAGAUAUUCUUGAUAAUAUUGCAAAGGAUUAUUAUACAAUGCCAACGGAACCAGAUAAAUUGAUAGUUUAUCCAUGGUAUCUUUUUGGGAUGGGUGUAUCCUGUCAUCUGUCUCUACAAUUUAGAUACUUGAAAGAACGAGUAUAUGAGAAUCUUACAAAGCUGGAAAUCUCGUGGUUUGAAGCUUGGUUUCAAUUGGUCCACUACACAGGCCCUCCUGUGGAAACUCCAAUUAGAAUCAUGCUGAUAGAAGACUAUGCAAAUUUAAUUAUCCAACCUAAAACGGAAAUUAUUAAUUUAAUGUCUCCAAAUUUUGAAAAACAACCUUUAUCUGAGCAAACUUUUCAUCACACUUCAAGGAAAUUAUGUCCUCAAGCUCCGAUUAUUCCAGAAGGUUGGGGCAAACAUUUUGAUACAAUUAAAAGUCUAACCAUUUCAGAUUGGACUGAAUUUUGGAAGAAUAUGAACAAAGUCCAAAAACAGAGCGUUGGAUCUUUACAAGAUUAUCAUCUUUUUAUCCUUGGUUAUUAUUCACAUUAUCCUUUUUAUCCUAAUUAUAAAAAACCGGAGAUACACUUUUGCCAAUUGUGUAAUACGGGUACUGAUUCGAUAGUACAUCAUAUUUUUGAAUGUGGUGAGACUAUGGAAUUAUGGCUGAAACAUUUUAAUAGUCAGAGAACUCCACAAUUUAUUAUUGGAAACAAACAUCUACAUAAGAAAGAUUUACAUGCCUUAAACGAGUACAUCAAAGAAGUGGUUCAAAAGGUGAAACGGCGAAGAGGUUCACCAAUUUUGAAUCAUGGGGAAAAGGAAAAUGUGGACGCUGGAACAAAUGUACUCGUAAUCUCCAAGAUGCUAAUACGACCUUCAAAAUGUGUUGUUUGA